Molecule: messenger RNA, 1130 nt
Organism: Coffea arabica (coffee)
Lineage: Eukaryota; Viridiplantae; Streptophyta; Magnoliopsida; Gentianales; Rubiaceae
Product: auxin-induced protein PCNT115-like
Cellular component (GO): cytoplasm
Source: RefSeq, a predicted model, not a curated record
GGUUUUUGUCUGAAAAUGGCAUCGUCAGUGGCAGAAGAAGUGAGAGUGCCAAGAAUCAAGCUGGGCUCACAAGGCUUUGAAGUUUCAGCUCAAGGGCUGGGCUGCAUGGGCAUGUCAGGCGUCUAUGGGCCGCCUAAGCCCGAGCCCGACAUGAUCAAACUUAUUCACUAUGCUAUUAGCAGAGGUAUCACCCAUCUUGACACCUCAGAUGUCUAUGGACCCCACACCAAUGAAAUCCUGAUAGGCAAGGCAUUGAUGGAAGGAAUGAGGGAGAAAGUGGAGCUAGCAACAAAAUUUGCAGUGACUUUUGAGGAUGGGAAUUUUAAUAUACGUGGUGAUCCAGCCUAUGUGAGAGCAGCGUGUGAGGCCAGCUUGAAGCGGCUUGGUGUGGACUGCAUUGAUCUCUAUUAUCAGCAUCGCAUUGAUACACGUGUGCCCAUUGAAAUCACGAUAGGAGAACUUAAGAAACUGGUUGAAGAGGGUAAAAUAAAGUAUAUAGGUCUAUCCGAGGCCUCAGCUUCAACAAUUAGAAGAGCACAUGCUGUUCAUCCAAUAACAGCUAUACAGUUGGAGUGGUCAUUGUGGAGCAGAGAUGUCGAGGAAGAGAUCAUUCCCACUUGCAGAGAGCUUGGCAUAGGGAUUGUUGCAUACAGUCCACUUGGACAAGGAUUCUUCUCUUCAGGUCCAAAGCUGAUCGAGAACUUGACUGAAGGUGACUACAGAAAGAAUAUGCCAAGGUUUCAAGCGGAUAAUUUGGAGCACAACAAGAAGUUGUAUGAGCGGGUCAAUGCCAUUGCUUCAAGGAAGGGUUGUACUCCAUCACAGCUAGCAUUGGCCUGGGUCCAUCACCAAGGCAAUGAUGUUUGCCCCAUACCCGGUACUACCAAGAUUGAGAACCUCAAUCAGAAUAUUGGAGCUUUGUCUGUAAAACUGUCCGCAGAGGAUAAGGCGGAACUCGAAUCUAUUGCGUCGGCUGGAGUCAAGGGUGAGAGAUACGGGCCUGAAAUUAGCACUUGGCGAAAUUCUGAAACUCCACCUUUGUCAACCUGGAAGUGCACAUGAAGAAGAGCAAGUUCGCUUUGAUAUUUCGUGGACUUUUGUUCAGGUUUUAGCUUGGAAGAGCACAUGAG